This is a messenger RNA of Cryptomeria japonica (Japanese cedar), 883 nucleotides long. Its product is annotated as peroxidase 64-like. The transcript has 4 exons. Gene Ontology annotation, cellular component: plant-type cell wall; plasmodesma. Gene Ontology annotation, biological process: response to oxidative stress. Lineage: Eukaryota; Viridiplantae; Streptophyta; Pinopsida; Cupressales; Cupressaceae. The record is from RefSeq and is a predicted model, not a curated record. Gene Ontology annotation, molecular function: peroxidase activity; heme binding.
AUGGAGUAUGGAGUGAGUGAUUCGUGCAAGAUAUCCAUGAGGAAUCGCUUUCAAGUGGCAGUGGUGAAACUAAUGGUGCAGGUGAUGGCUUGUGCGGGGUUGCAGUCGGAAUACUAUCAAACUAGCUGUCCCAAUGUGCACACACUCGUCAGAGACGCCGGCUGCGAUGGAUCGUUUCUGAUCGAUUCGAGCGAGGAAAAUACGGCGGAGAAGGACGGCCCGCCAAAUUUGUCAGUGCACGCUUUCUUUGUGAUCGACAACGAUAAAGGGAAAUUGGAGUUUGCGUGUGCUGUUACUGUUUGCUGCGCUGACAUCCUCGCUUUGGCUGCUGGAGACGCUCUUGUCUUGGCACGAGGUCCAGACUGAGAAGUUCCUUUGGGGUGAAAGGAUGGGAAAUUAUCGAGAGCCAAGGACACCACAGCCUUGUCCGCGCUGACCUUCAACAUUUCGCACCCUCUUCAGAGCUUUUCUCAAAGAGGACUCUUAGCGCAUGACCUGGUAGCUCUCUCAGGGAGUCAUACGCUGGGUUUCUCCCAUUGCUCUUCGUUUCAGAACAGAAUUCACAACUUUGGUAGCACAGAGGAGGUGGAUCCGAGUUUGCACGCAGCCUUUGCUCAGAUGUUGAGGAACGUAUGCCCGGCUGGCAACACGCAAAAGAACGCAAGAGCAGUAUUGGAUUCCACUGCAAGUUGGUUUGACAACCAAUAUUACAAGAACGUGGUGGCGGGGAAGCGGAUCUUCUCUUCUGAUGCGGCGCUGUAAAUGUAAAUGUUGGAAGUGAAGUCCAAUGGAUUCCUUCCCUUUGCCGCCAAAAACUCUUGGUUCUUCAACUUCUAUUUGUAAGCUCUUUAAGAGCUGGUUGCAUAUCAUUUUGUGAGAUGAA